This is a messenger RNA of Anopheles moucheti, 1277 nucleotides long. RefSeq lists its product as uncharacterized. The transcript is spliced from 3 exons. Bases 168 to 1145 code for a protein of 325 amino acids. Lineage: Eukaryota; Metazoa; Arthropoda; Insecta; Diptera; Culicidae. The record is from RefSeq and is a predicted model, not a curated record.
GAAAGCCGUUCAAUUCAGUAAGGACAUUGAAAUUCAUUUGUUAAGAGGAACUAGUAUUUCAUGUGACCAUCAACAUAAGUUAUAUGAACGCCAACUUGUAGUUUAAUAGUCAGGAAAGACUACCAAUUGUCUUACUCCAAUCAAACAGCUCCUUACGAACAGCUAAAAUGGAUCGUCAGAACAAAAAAACUGUAGUCGCAUCUCAACCGAAGUCAGAGAAGCAAGACCAGCAGGAAGAGCUUGAUUACGACAGCGAGGAUGUAAUGAUAGAGUUUAUCAAGGUGGAAUGUGGCAGGAACCCUGAUGCAGAUCCAUUUAUCAGUAAUGUUGAUAUUGAAGAGGAUGAAAUAAUAAGUGACCAAGUUAUCCGGGAAGUGAAUGUGCGCUCAAAGAGGAAAAAAUUGUCGCAUAAAACAAAACACGACUGUGGUGAUACGACGGGUAGAAUUCGUAAAGUACCAUCAGCUAGAAAUCAAGCGAUAGUGUCAUCGUUUAAAUCUAAACCCGUUGAAACAUCAGAGCCGGCAACCACUUUCACCGAAGGAAAGGCAGCAGAACAAUCGGUUACAAGUUUAAUCGCUAAGACAGAAGAAAGGCUUACCAGUAUAGAAUUUAGUCUAGUAGAAAUAAGUGGCAAAUUAGAUGUACUUGGUGACCAACUCCAAUCCUUACUGGAAAGCGUUACUACGCCAUCAGAAAAGAAACGCACAAUUAUUGACAUAGGGUUUGACAAAAUCGACAAUUUAGAACAGAUGGAAACAUUCAACGAAGACCUUUCCCAGCCAGAAUAUAAAGAGAAGAUAUUGCAAUGGCUAGAGGGCAAUAUAAUUGAGGAAAGAAGCGAAUACCGAAUGACCGAUGCGUUGGAUAUGUUGUUCACGCGAAGAUUUUUAACUUUAUGUAGCUGGACCGGCAUCGGUAAAGGCUCGCAAAAGAUAGCAAUGAUGCAGAUGACUAACGUCACGAAACUGUUCCAACGCAUUGGAACGACACUAACUGCCAUAGUUAAUCAAAAACGAGUAGCAGUUUUCUUCAUGAAAAAACUAAAAAAUGCUUCUAAGCGAGCUGUGAUGAAAGGUAUUCGUACCAAUUCAUCUCCACCGGCAACAUCCUCAAAUUUGGAGUGUAAAAUAUUAGAACGAUGAAAGGGUUACAUUAGUCCUUACAAACGAAAUAAAACUAUCUUGAGAAAAACUGAAAAUGAUCAAAGAAUUGAUUUAAUUAAUUAAUAGCAUCCAUUCUAUCCUUUUGCAUUUCUCAAUCUAUCUAUCUCAUCU